Molecule: messenger RNA, 996 nt
Organism: Adineta ricciae
Lineage: Eukaryota; Metazoa; Rotifera; Eurotatoria; Adinetida; Adinetidae
Source: the annotation of a GenBank genome assembly
AUGAAAGAAGAAUGUGGUAAAUGUAAGAAGUCCCUCCAAGUCUCAUCAUGUCACGGAUGUGAACAAAGAUUUUGUGCUGAACAUGUUCGGGAACAUCGACAAGAGUUAACGCAACAACUUCAGCAUAUUAUCGCGAAUUAUCACGAUUUUGAAAACGAAUUUAACAGUGAUGAUCUCCUUCGGCCGUAUUUUUCUCGUAUUGAACGAUGGGAACGCGAAUCGAUUUUGACAGUUCAACGAUCAGCUGAACGAGCUCGCAAUGAUUUGUGCCAAAUUCAUGAACAAUUGAAAAGCAAUUUUAAAUCUUCAAUCGAUCGAAUCUCGAUGGAUAUCGAACACGUGCGACAAGCCAAUGAUUACACAGAGAUCGAUUUGAAGAAAUGGAGAAAACAAUUAAAACAACUUCAACAUGUUCUUAAAAGCUCAUUUACCGAAGAUAUGAUCGACGACAGUCAAUCGUCGAUUCCAAUGAUACAAGUUGUCGAUAAAAACCAUGCUCAGACAUCCGACGGGUCUGAUUUGCCUCCUCGUCUAAAAUUCGAUCGAGGUUUCGGUAAAAUACGACUCUCGAGUAAUAAACAAAUCGUCAAAUGUACAGGAAGUCAUUGGAAUGGUUCGACAAUUUGCUGUAACACUCUCUACGUAUCCGGCAUCCAUAAAAUCCGUUUUCACAUCAAUCAAAUGGGUAAACAGAAUCCAUUCUUCGGUAUCGUGUCCACUCUCGAAGAUGCCAAUCCCUGGAAUCGUAAAACACCAUUUGCCUAUGGCUGGUGGAAGAUUCCCUGGGACCGUGAGAAGCCUACCGAAGAUACGAGCAUUCAGGCGGGUGACGAAAUGACCUUAACGAUCAAUUGUACAAAUAACGAAAUUGAAUUAGAAAAUCAUCGGACAAAUCAAUAUACAUUCGAGCGUGUUACAUAUGAAAAAUGUCCUUUUCCUUGGAAAAUUGCCAUUGUUCUCUAUUCUCCGGGCGAUUCGAUCAGUAUUGUAUCGUAG